AUGUCCGACGACCUGACGCCGGGAGCGACGAAAGUCGCUGCCAAGCUGGGUCUGCAAAACGCCGGCCAGCAAAAGGCGCUGGCCGAGGUUCUGAAGGUCCUAUACUUCGUCCCUCAGAAGGCUCCUUGUCGUCCCAACUUCCAGUUCUCGACCCGCGUCUUCGUCACCGCAACAUAUUCCCCCAACGUCUACUCGAGCGGGCAAUUCAUGAACCCCGGCCCGGCCCCACGACCCCCUACAGACAAGCCUCGCCUCGGCCUCAUGCCAAACGUGAGCCUCACAAACAGCAUGUCCAACAUGAGCCUGGCGUCUCCAGCAUCGAGCACGUACAGUGGGUCGACGAUAGCCCUGCCGAUUUCCCGGCAAGGAUCCAACAAUUUCGAUGGCGCUGGAGGGUUUGCCAUCAUCAAGCAAGGCUACGUUGGCCUGCCCAGCAAGAAUCCGUUCCAGCAAUGGAAGAGCAGAUACCUCAUCCUCCGGCAGGACGUCCUUGACUUCCACAAGAAUGAAAAUGGCAAGUGGCUCUACAAGAUCCAGCUCUCCGACGUUAUCAGUGUCGACCGAGUUCCCGACGACAACGGCGACCCGGUUUUCGAGAUAAGGCGGCACCUGACCAAUUCGUACCCGGGACCGCCUGGCGACGACGACAACGGCGUGAGGUCCUUGCGCAUUUGUGUGAAGACGGACGACGAGCUGUACGAGUGGAUCGACUGCAUCUAUGCUCGCUGCCCCGGCGGCGUCAGCAACCCCUCCAAUUUUUCCCACGCUGUCCACGUCGGCUUCAACCCGCAGACCGGACAGUUCACCGGCCUGCCGGAGGAGUGGACCAGGUUGCUGAACUCGUCCGCCAUCACCAGGGAGGACGUGGAAAAGAAUCCCCAGGCCGUAUUCGAGGUCCUCGAUUUCUACUCGGACAUGACCAAGCGGGCUGAGAACCCCGACACGUAUGCCUCACCAAUGCCUAUGGCAUCGCAACCCACACCGCAGAACACCCAAUUCGGCUACUCGAGCGGCAACUCGGUUGCCCCUCCGCGUCAGGUGAAGCCCAUCCAGCGCAGCCCGACAUCCUACUCUACCACCCCGUCGCCUCAGUCCGUUGCGGCGCCUCCUUCCCGGCCGGCGGCCGACCAGCAAUCCACGCAGAUGCAGCAGCUGCAAAACGUGGCCCCUAACUACAUCUCCGCGGACCGGAUGCGGGAGGAGCAGCGGCAGCGGGAACUGGAGCGGCAGCGGGCAGAGCGGGAGGAGCAGGCUCGUCGGGAGCUCGAGGCGUAUAAUGCGUCACUUCCCCAGAAGAAAGUGCCCCUGGCUCAGCAGGAGCUGGGUGGUUAUGGAGGAUCUCCCUCAUCUGCUGAUCGAUAUAACCCGACACGAGCAGCGCCUAAGGCCCCGCAGGCGCCUUCGCUCAGGGCGCAGAGACCCGCCCCUGCUCCGCCGGGCAGCUCUUCCGUCUCGACCCGACCACCUCUAGCCCAGCAGACCAGCUCCACCUCGGCCCGCGAGCCGGCGUCCCAGGCGCAGAGGCCCCCGCGGCCCGACCAGGCGAACGGGCCCUCGGCGGCUCCCCGUUACCCUAAUGGCACGUCGGCACGGGGCCCGAACGGCCAACCCCAGGCGCAGCCGCCGUCUCGGCUGCCGGCGCCGGUGAAGCCGCUGAACGUUGCCAAGCCUGCCGCAAACUCGGAUGCCGUCAAGGCUGCCGAAGCCGCGCUGACUGCGAAGCCACCGCCGGAGCGCAAGCAGGAUGUGCGCAUGUCGACCAUGUCGGAGAACGAGGUGAUGGCGAAGCUGAGGGAGGUCGUCUCCAAGGAGGACCCCAACAAACUCUACGCGAAGCAGAAGAAGAUCGGCCAAGGCGCAUCCGGGUCCGUGUAUGUCGCCAAGAGGUUGAGGCCAGGAGUCCCGCCGGGAUCGCAGCUUGCGAAGUCGAGCAGUGACCGUGUCGCCAUUAAGCAGAUGGACCUCGCGCACCAGCCCCGCAAGGAGCUCAUCGUUAACGAGAUCUUGGUCAUGCGGGAAAACAAGCAUGCCAACAUCGUCAACUUCCUCGAUUCUUUCCUCAUGGACAACGAGAAGGAGCUGUGGGUGGUCAUGGAGUACAUGGAGGGCGGUGCUCUGACCGACGUCAUCGAGAACAACCCCGUCAUCACCGAGGAGCAGAUUUCCACUAUCUGCCUUGAGACCUGCCAAGGUCUCGAGCAUCUGCACUCGCAGAACAUCAUUCACCGCGACAUCAAGAGCGACAACGUCCUUUUGGAUGCCCGCGGCAACGUUAAAAUCACCGACUUUGGCUUCUGCGCCAAGCUCACCGAGACCAAGUCAAAGCGGGCCACUAUGGUUGGCACGCCGUACUGGAUGGCGCCCGAGGUGGUCAAGCAGAAGGAGUACGGGCCCAAGGUGGACAUCUGGUCGCUCGGCAUCAUGGCGAUCGAGAUGAUCGAGUCGGAGCCGCCCUACCUGAACGAGGAGCCGCUCAAGGCGCUGUACCUGAUCGCCACCAACGGCACGCCGCGCCUCAAGAAGCCCGAGAAGCUCAGCAAGGAGCUCAAGGCGUUCCUGUCCGUCUGCCUGUGUGUCGACGUCAAGAGCCGCGCCUCCGCGCAGGAGCUGCUCAACCACGAAUUCUUGAAGCACGGGUGCCCGCUGGCCAGCCUGGCCGAUCUGUUGGCCUUCAAGAGAGUGGCUAAAUGAGUGUGUGGAGCGCGCGGGGGCGGGUGGCAGGGGAGGAUUGAAAGUGGGAUUGGCGAUGGCCAUGAUGGUAGGUUUGGUUGGCUGCUUUUGAUUUUUGGGAUGGGAGGAAGCCAAGGAAGAUGGGAAAAUAAAGACAUACCAUUCUUUUUGGGUGUCUUUUAAUAGACCCUCUUCCUAUUUCUUGAGGAAAGCAAGCGGCCGGGGGGUAGCAGGUGCAGGGGUUAGUUAAGCGUGAGUGCUAUACUACGGGAUGCCGAAUGGGGGGCGGGCGGGUUUGACUUGACUUGCUUGGCUGGCUUUGCGUAUUUUGGGCUUGGGAGACGAUAUAGGGAGGUAAGGGGAAGGGUGGACAGUUGGUGGGCAGUUCCCGGCUCGUGGUUAGAUAACUCUUUUUUACUUGACAACUUGAGCAUCCUGUUUUCUUG
Molecule: messenger RNA, 3116 nt
Organism: Thermothielavioides terrestris NRRL 8126
Lineage: Eukaryota; Fungi; Ascomycota; Sordariomycetes; Sordariales; Chaetomiaceae
Exons: 5
Coding region: 1-2691 (896 amino acids)
Biological process (GO): intracellular signal transduction; regulation of MAPK cascade; protein phosphorylation
Cellular component (GO): cytoplasm
Molecular function (GO): ATP binding; protein serine/threonine kinase activity
Source: RefSeq, a predicted model, not a curated record